AAUGUGACUCUUACUCUUUGGUGUGAUUUACUGGAAAACGAGUUUCUACUGAGAUGACCUGAUUAGAUGAGACGAGAUGAUAUUUCAAACAAAAGAUGUUGCAGAUUAAUGUGGAGUGAAGUCAUUGUAAUAUAUGAUGCAUUAAAAAUCAAAGUGCAUCUGAUAAGCAUGCUUUUUCCCCCUGAAUCUUGGAGGGGGAAACGUGCUGUAGUAAGAGUGGCUGGCUUUAUGAAUCAUCCUCAGAGGUGGGAGGGGCCCUUCUGGUAAAAUAUCCCUGUGCACAGCGCGUCACCACAGACAUCAGCAGCAGGUCGAAGCUGUCUUUUCUUUUUUUUUGCUUUUGGUUUUUUGCAAGAAAAUAACAAAAGAGCAACAUCAGGCUUCAUGUGUUUAGCCGUGCAGCCCGUGUAGCAGCUCAGCCUCCACCCCUCUGUCAUUUAUUUUUAUGUUUUUCAGCGUCACAUCCCCCUGGCCGGAGGAAUGUAGAGACGGAGUGCUUUAAAAAUAGCAUCCUCUCCUCUGACAGCGCUGCUCCGCCGGCUCCGCAGCACUGUGGUGCGAGAAGCAGGAAUGCGAAGAUGGCUACAGACCUAGGAGAGCUGCUGGUCCCUUACAUGCCCACCAUAAGAGUCCCCAGGACGGGAGACAGGGUUUUCAAAAGCGAGUGCGUCUUCUCCUUCGACUCUCCAGAGUCUGAGGGAGGCCUGUAUGUGUGUAUGAACACAUUCCUGGGCUUCGGACGAGAACAUGUGGAGCGGCAUUAUCGCAAAACAGGACAGAGUGUUUACAUGCAUCUCAAACGACAUGUCAAAGAAAAAGCCACAGGAGCUGCAGGAGGUGCCAUCCCCAGACGGAGAAACGGAAAAGUGUUCCUAGAUUUAGAGCUAAACCGCGACUUUAACGGAGAGGACUAUGAAUAUGAGGAUGAGGCCAAGCUCGUCAUUUUUCCAGACCACUUCGAGAUCCCCUUACCAAAUAUUGAGGAGUUGCCCGCUCUGGUGACCAUCGCCUGUGAUGCCGUGCUCAAUGCACCAUCAGCUUACAAGAAGCAGGAGCCUGAGUCCUGGGAGGAGGAGAUCCAGGUGUCCAGACAUGCCAGGAGCCUCAGACAGCUGGAUAACGGGGUCAGGAUCCCACCCAGCGGCUGGAAGUGUCAGAAGUGCGAGAUGAGAGAAAACCUGUGGCUGAACCUGACAGAUGGAGCGGUGCUCUGCGGGAAGUGGUUCUUUGAUGGGAGCGGAGGCAAUGGCCACGCUCUGGAGCACUACAGAGAGACCAACUACCCGCUGGCUGUCAAACUGGACACCAUAACCCCAGAUGGAGCAGACGUCUAUUCAUUUGAGGAAGAAGAAGCUGUGUUGGACCCCCACAUAUCAGAACACUUGUCACACUUUGGAAUAGACAUGCUACAGAUGCAGAAAAGAACAGAGAAUGGCCACCACACAGACAAUAACGCCCGGCCGCGGGUCAGCGAAUGGGAGGUGAUCCAGGAGUCGGGCAUGAAGCUGAAGGCGGUGUAUGGUUCUGGUUACACGGGCAUCAAAAACCUGGGCAACAGCUGCUACCUCGGCACAGUAAUGCAGGUCCUCUUCAGCAUCCCAGACUUCCAGAGGAUGUAUGUGGGCAAUCUUCAGAGGAUAUUUGACUAUUCACCCCUGGACCCCUCCCAGGACUUUGCCACACAAAUGGCUAAACUGGGACACGGGCUGCUCUCAGGCCAGUACUCCAAACCACCCAUGAAAUCUGAGCUCAUUGAACAGGUGAUGAAAGAAGAAUACAAGGUAUUAAACUGGCACCAGCAGAAGGGCGUCUCUCCCCGGAUGUUGAAGUCCCUGGUCAGCAGGGGACACCCAGAGUUUUCCUCCAACAGACAACAAGACGCCCAGGAGUUCUUCCUGCACAUCAUCAACCUGGUGGAGAGGAACAGCGCAGGCUCAGAGAAUCCAAGUGAUGCCUUCCGCUUCCUGGUGGAGGAGCGAAUUCAGUGCUGCCAGACACGUCGGGUUCGUUACACUCAGCGGGUGGACUACUGCAUCCAGUUGCCAGCCCCCAUCGAGGCUGCCACCAAUCGAGAGGAGCUGCUGGCUUACGAGGCCAAACGGAAGGACGCUGAGGAGAACAUGAGAGCUCCUCCAGAACCGGUGAGAGCGAGGAUCCCCUUCACCGCCUGCCUGCAGGCCUUUACAGAGCCGGAGAACGUCCCCGACUUCUGGAGCUCAGCGCUGCAGGCCAAAUCAGCCGGAGUCAAAACUUCCCGUUUCGCUUCCUUCCCAGAGUAUCUGGUUGUUCAGAUCAAGAAAUUCACAUUUGGGGUUGACUGGGUGCCGAAGAAACUAGAUUUGGCCAUAGAUGUUCCAGAGUUCCUAGAUCUGAACCGGCUUCGGGCAACAGGACUGCAGGCGGGUGAAGAGGAGCUGCCUGACCUCAUGCCUCCCAUAGUGCUACCUGAAGACACCAGAGAUAACUCCAUGAGCUCCAUAGACUCUCCGGAAAUAGAUGAGACGGCAGUAAUGCAGCUGGCAGAGAUGGGCUUCCCGCUGGAGGCCUGUAGAAAGGCGGUCUACUACACAGGCAACAUGGGCCCCGAGAUGGCCUUCAACUGGAUCAUAGCCCACAUGGAGGAGCCUGACUUUGCAGAACCUCUCACUCUGCCAUCCAUGAUAGAUCCUGGUCCCUCCACCAGUGACAGCCCCAUGGGUGCCACCCCGCUGAGCAACUCGCCCCCCGAGGAGAGCAUUGCCAUCCUCACUUCAAUGGGCUUCCCCCGCACUCACAGUAUCCAGGCCCUCAAAGCCACGAACAAUAACCUUGAACGAGCACUCGACUGGAUCUUCACCCACCCAGAGGAGGAGGAGACUGACGCUCUUUCAGACAUGGCGGACACAGAGCCCAACGACAAUGCUUUCUCCAACGCCAACUCACACAGCGACUCCACACUGUCCCCAGAAAGAGACACGUCGGGGCCGCGGGUCAAAGACGGACCAGGACGUUAUGAGCUCUUUGCCCUAAUCAGUCACAUGGGAGCAUCCACAAUGUCUGGACAUUAUGUCUGUCACAUCAAAAAGGAGGGCAGGUGGGUGAUCUACAAUGACCACAAAGUGUGUUUGUCAGAAAGGCCUCCAAAAGACUUGGGCUACAUCUACUUUUACCAUCGACUGUCGAGCAGUUAAAGUUACUGCCCCCCCCCCCCUCCUCGCCAUGCAACCUUUUAAAGAACCGCAGUCUUUCACCCAGAAGACUGGCAGACAACUGUAGUAACAGCCACAGUGGAAACGAUGGAAAUAAGCUCUCAGACCAGCUGCUUGCCUUACCGUGAUGUCAUUCAGGAGCAACCAGGAACACUGGUCAGAAAGGGAAAGCAAUGUGCUUUUUUGUGCAUUUGUGUUAUGUUUUGCUUUAAAUGUAUAUUUCAGUGUUUAUGUUUAAAAAAAAAAAAAGACAUUUUCUCUACAGUGUAGGUACAGAGGGAUGUGUGCAAUUUCCACUUCUGGAGUGCUCUGUCCACAAAAUAAUGUCACAUAUCAAAUUUCAUUGUUCCCUCUCUAUGCCUUCAGUUACUGUGCCAGGAUUUUCAAAGUGGUACAUUUUAUAAAUGUGUAUUGAAAUGUCCGUGAAGCUCUGCCAGUGCUUCACUGCCAAACGAGAAACUACUGUGCUGCUGGUGGCUUUGCAUUUUCUUUGAAAUAUGAAAGAAUGUUUUCUUCAUCCCCAGGAAAUUGAAAUAAUAUGAUAAUAUAUGCAAGUUUCAGACUAAAGGAAAGCACCAAGAAGGCCAUGAAGAGGUGUUAACUAGACCAUAAUUGUAAAUGUACAGUACAGGCAGUAAUGGCUCAAUCCUGACUCAGUUUUACCUGGAGAUGACAUGCAAGUUUGUCACUUUUAAUGAGAAACUUUCUGCACUGGCUGACUUAUCAAGAUAGAAGUAUUUUUCCUUCCCUGAAAGCACUUUUUGACAAAAAUUAAUUAUUAUAUUUUGCACCUGUCGCAGUAGAAGUGGACUUCUAUCCACUAGAUACAAGCAAUUGAAUGUGAUAUUUAAAAUUUUCAACUUACUGCUGAACCUGUUACCCCUUGAAGUGGCCAUCAGUCUAUAAAGAGAUUACAGUUUUGCAUAAAAUCAUUGCCCGACAUAAGCAAAGCUGUGCUUAUAUUAAGAUGGCUAUCAAAUAAUCAUGUAAGUGAUAUAGAAGUCCUUGGUAAUGUAGUGAACAUCUUUCAUCACCUAAAUUGCAAAUAUUUGCAUAGUAGGCAC
Molecule: messenger RNA, 4252 nt
Organism: Thunnus maccoyii (southern bluefin tuna)
Lineage: Eukaryota; Metazoa; Chordata; Actinopteri; Scombriformes; Scombridae
Gene: usp13
Product: ubiquitin specific peptidase 13
Exons: 21
Coding region: 579-3170 (863 amino acids)
Biological process (GO): protein deubiquitination
Molecular function (GO): protein binding; cysteine-type deubiquitinase activity; zinc ion binding
Source: RefSeq, a predicted model, not a curated record